UUCAAGCUGUAGCAGCUCAAGCUGUAGCAGCUCAAGCUCUAGCAGUUCCAGCUCAAGCAGUUCGAUCUCUAGCAUUUCCAGCUCUAGCAGUUCCAGCUCUAGAAGUUCAAGCUCUCUCAGUUCAAGUUCUCCCGGUUCCAGCUGUAGCAGUUCGAGCUCUAGCAGUUCAAGCUCUUGCAGUUCAAGCUCCAGCAGUUCAAGCUCUCUCAGUUCAAGCUCUCCCGGUUCCAGCUCUCGCAGGCUCCAGCAGUUCCAGCUCUAGCUGUUCCAGCUCUAGCAGUUCAAGCUCUAGCAGUUCCACCUCUAGCGUUUCAAGCUCUAGCCAUUCAAGCUCUUGCAGUUCAAGCUCUAGCAGUUCCAGCUCAAGUAGUUCAACCUCUAGCAGUUCAAGCUCUAGCAGUUCAAGUUCUAGCAGUUCAAGCUCUACCAGUUCAAGCUCUAGCAGUUCAAGCUCACUCAGUUCCAGAUCUAGUAGUUCCAGCUCAAGCAUUUCAAGUUCUAGCAGUUCAAGCUCUACCAGUUCCAGCUCUAGCAGAUCCAGCUCUAGCAGUUCAAGCUCUAGCAGUUCAAGCUCACUCAGUUCCAGGUCUAGUAGUUCCAGCUCAAGCAGUUCAAGCUCUAGCAGUUCAAGCUCUAGCAGUUCCAGCUUUACCUGCUCAAGCUCUAGCUGUUCCAGCUGUAGCAGCUCCAGCUCUAGCAGGUCCAGCUCUAGCAGUUCAAGCUCCAGCAGUUCAAGCUCUAAGUGCUCAAGCUAUGGCAGUUCAAGCUCUAGGUUCUCCAGCUCUAGCUGCUCAUGCUCUAGCAGUUUAAUCUCCAGGAGGUCCAGCUCUAGCAGUUCCAGCUCUAGCAGUUCAAGCUCUAGCUGCUCAAGCUUUAUUCCAGCUCUAGCAGUUCCAGUUCAAGCAGUUUCAGUUCCAGCUCUAUCAGUUCCUGUUCUAGCAGUUCCAGCUCCAGCAGUUCAAGCUCUAGCAGUUUCGGUUCCAGCUCUAGGUGUUCCAGCUCUAGCAUUUCCAGCUCUAGCAGUUCAGGCUUUCCAGCUUUAG
This is a messenger RNA of Homarus americanus (American lobster), 1043 nucleotides long. RefSeq lists its product as uncharacterized. The annotation marks the transcript as partial. The record is from RefSeq and is a predicted model, not a curated record. The transcript has 4 exons. Lineage: Eukaryota; Metazoa; Arthropoda; Malacostraca; Decapoda; Nephropidae.